Messenger RNA from Pseudomassariella vexata, 303 nucleotides. RefSeq lists its product as uncharacterized. The transcript is spliced from 2 exons. The record is from RefSeq and is a predicted model, not a curated record. The coding region runs from base 1 to 303 and encodes 100 amino acids. Lineage: Eukaryota; Fungi; Ascomycota; Sordariomycetes; Amphisphaeriales; Pseudomassariaceae.
AUGGCUCAAGCAUCGGUACAGAAGCCCACGCUCUACGAGACGUUCCAGAUUUAUGUCUUGGACGGCGUUUCUGAGCGGGAUGAUCCAUUGAUGAGGGACUACACAUUUGCCCCGCAGGUUACGAAGACAGAAAGGAAAUUGAUCAACGCGGAUGAAGACCAAGUGCGAGCUGAGGACUUUGAUGACGUACGGGCUCUGGAAGCUGUCUACUACCCUGAAGUGGAGGCGUCUAUACUGAAGUUCACGGGAGCCAAGGUUGUUUUCAUCACCAAUAGCAUUGUGCAAAGGGGGGAAAGAGGAUAG